AUGAACAUCUAUAGCCUGGAGUGGAACCAGCCCGGAAGGCGUGCAGGUUUAACAAAGGGUGGCUAUCAAGCCCCCAGUCUUCUGCAAAGUAUCAAUGCUCCCAAGAAGCAGGACACAAUGCGCCCCAGGGCCUCCCAACGAUCGCCGGAGGUGAAGCAGAAGCAUGGAGUGGGGGGGUCAAGGGCGGAAGAGAAAUUGGCAGAUGAGGAUAUAUAUGCAGCACCGAAAAGCGGGAGUGAUGAUUCUUCUGACGAAGAGGCACUCCGUGGGGAUAUCCAACGCACCCAAUUCGUCAAACGUGGAUCAGAGGACCCAAAACGGCAGCCUCUGAAAGGCAAGGGAGGGUCGACGCGGGCUAAUAAGAGCAGUGGUCCAUCAGCCAAUACUAGCAAUAGCAUAAGAGCUACAAGAGGGUCUAAGAGAAUAGAUUCGCCACCUCCGAGCAUUGCUUCGAGCAUUUCUAGCAAUAAUAGCAAGAGGAAGAACGAGGAAGAUGGGACCAAGUUUGGCAGUGAUGGCAUGGCAGAUUCAUUUGGUCGAGUCAAAAUUAAGAAACCAAAAACUGGAAGGACGUACGGAUCAUCAAGUCAGAUGAGCCAUCCAAAAAGCUCACAGCCCAAGUCUUCGCAAGGUUCCCCUCAAGUACGAAAAUCUAAAGCACCAGAGGCUGACCCCGACGGCUUCUCAAUACCAGCUUUCAAGAAGCUAGAUUCUCUUGACUUAGACAGCCCCACGGACUCAGAUACGGAAUUACCUCUGAAAUUAACGUUCAAAAAGGUGGAUACCACCGAAUUCGACAGUCCCAAGAAAUCAGGUGCAGAAUUGCCUCUAAAAGCAACCUUCAGGAAGGUCGACACAACCGAAUUUGACAGCCCCCAGAAAGAAUGUGGUGAAACAUUGCUUAAAUUCAGAAAACCUGAGAAUCUUGAUUUUGACGACUCCUUCGGCCAAGACGAAUCACCCCUCAUAGGCGCUGCGUCGCCCAGCCGACCUCCAAGUAAAAUAUCACCCACAGAAGACCCUCCGCUCACACAAUUGCCGGCGUUCAAGAAAUUUGAUAUGGAAGAAGACCUUGCAGAAAAGGCACAUGAUAUUCUUGAGCAGGAUAAAAGUAUAUUACGUCCCAUCUCCACGCAACUCGAUGAAUACGACUACUCAAGAACCCAGCUAGCUCUAUGUCCAAUGUGCAGGAAGCCUGUUGACCCUGAAGAACUCAGAGGAUAUGGCGAGAUGAAUACUCGCCAACAGGAGAAGUUUUGUCGUGAUCACCAAAGGAAGGAUGCCAAAGAAGGCUGGUCUUCGAAAGGCUAUCCCGAAAUCAACUGGCAUACUCUAGACGCCCGAAUCUCCAAACACCAUUCCUUUAUUGAAAGUCUGGUUGGAGGAGCAGAUUCCCACUACAGAGAAAUUCUGAACGAGACCGUUAAGGCAGGGAAGGAUCGAAACUUAUUAAAAGCAGAAACGAAUCUGACACCCGGAUACUAUGGGUCACGUGGGCUACGGGUCAUUUCAGAGAAUAUCAUGCACGAAUUUACGCCCUUACUAAAGAAGAGAGUAGUGAAGGAUCGGCUAAUGGCCGCGAGAGGUGUAACGGGAUUUGUGCAAUCUGUUUUGGUUCCCGAGGUCACUGUGUUAUUGAUUAUGGAAGAUAUGGACAUUCAAGUUGAAGAGGCGAGGGAAGUGUUGAAAGAUAGUAUAGGAAUGGGAGAAUUGGUCAAUGAAGAGAUCAGGGAUGUAGUUGUGAGGAGGGAUAGCGAGGAUGAAGAUGAAGCAGAUGAUGGCUGA
This is a messenger RNA of Amorphotheca resinae ATCC 22711, 1785 nucleotides long. RefSeq lists its product as hypothetical. The transcript has 2 exons. Lineage: Eukaryota; Fungi; Ascomycota; Leotiomycetes; Helotiales; Amorphothecaceae. The record is from RefSeq and is a predicted model, not a curated record. The coding region runs from base 1 to 1785 and encodes 594 amino acids.